AUGGAGUCUCUGCUAGACGCUCAAGUUCCCUCGUCUUGCGGGGCAGAGGCAGAGACUGCGUACCCGGUAGGACAGAAGACACCAGGAUGGCACCCUUCGUCUUCCGCUGGGGCAAGACACAGACAUUCUUCUGUCUUCAGAGACGAGGACGCAGAAAAGGCCUCACCUGUUUCUCCCUCCUGCUCUUCGGCCGCAGCUUGUCCUGCUGAGUGUGGAGAGAUCGGAGGCCGCGAGGAAGCAGCUGCUUCCGUCUGUACUCCUCAGCCGGAGGCAUCUGCUUUGUCCUCUGCUAAGAAGCAAGAGGGGAAGAAUAGAGUCUCGCACAGGAGAGGAGGCGCGCGACCCUCCAGCGAGACAGAGUGGAGAGGCUGCUGUGUUCAGCCUGAGGCAGCCUGCCGGGAGGGAAGCAACGACGGAGAUAUGAGGACGGUGGAAGAAGAACUGGCAGUCCCCGAAGAAGAAGAGAGGGGAGAGAGAAGGUUCUUCUCGUCUGCUUGUGGGGAGGACCCUCCCGCUUUCGAAGUGAGUCUGGAAAUGUCUUUUCCGAGCGACCAGCCCUGCCGCGGUUCGAGCGCGAGAAACGCGUUCGGCGUUUUCACGAUGUGCGAGGAAGGAACAGAGACACAGGACAGGAGCGGCGAGAGGCAUGCGUCUCGACUUUUGCGGCUCGCAAAAGCUGCGGCUCUUCCUGUGGCCGUGCGAGACACGACGAUGAGUCUGACUCUCGUGAAUACUCCUGGCGGUAGGCCUUCUGCGCCUGCGUCGCUUUUCACCACUCACACCCCAGGGCGGCUUGUGCAGACUGUUCCCCAGAGCAUCGGCGAGGCUGCAAGCUCUUCUUCAUGCGGAUCGCUUUCCGCAUCUGCCCUCCCGAUUCCGUCUCGUUCCUCUCCCCUCGGAGCGAGCGACAACGUCUCGCUGGCCUGCCCGAGAAGCGAGAAACUCGCAGGUUGUGGGCCUCCUCCCUUCUCGCGCGCUGCUGCUCUCUCCCUCGCUCAGUCUUGUCGCGGCUUCGCUCCUUCGCCGCGAGAGGCAGCGGAGACAGCAGAGACUCGAAGCGCUUCGGAGGGAUGCUUCUCGCGACUUUUCUUCUUCUCGGCUGUCUCCUCGCGGGCGCGGUGGAGAAACAAGGAAGAGUACAUUUUAACGAGCGUGUGUUAUGGCCUAGGACUCGGAAACCUCUGGAGGUUUCCCUACUUGUGCUACGCAAACGGCGCCGGGGCGUUCUUGAUUGCCUAUUUUGUAUCUCUGCUUCUCGUCGGCUUCCCCAUGUUCCUUCUGGAGUCGGUUGUCGGCCAGAAGACCCAGGAAGGAUCGGUCCGAGCGUGGAAGUCGAUUUCUCCGGUCUUCGCUGGAAUCGGCUUGAGCUCAGUUUGCCUCGCCCUCGUCUGCGCCGUCUACUAUAACGUUGUUCUCUCGUGGGCGUUCUUCUUCUUCUUCCACUCCUUCUCCACCUCCGUCCCCUGGAUCGACUCGCAUGCCUUAAAUGCUGUCGACGCGGUCAAAAAAUUCUUCCUCGUCGACUGCCUCCAGAAAAGCGAAAGCAUAAGUGGAGGGGCACCGGCAGGCCUCUCUGUCGAGUUCAACUUCCACUUGCUUCUCUGCCUCUUCGUCGCAUGGCUUCUCUCCUUCCUGACUCUCUGGAGAAGUCUCCGCCCAACAGGCAAAGCAGUCCUCUUCACCUCAGCUGUUCCCUGCGUUGGUCUUCUCCUCAUGGUCGGACGCGGUCUCUCCCUCCCAGGCUCAAGCGCCGGACUUCGGUACUAUUUUUCUCCGCAGUGGCACUUGCUUCUCGAACCUCGCACUUGGGCCGUUGCGGGGUCGCAGGUUUUCUUCAGCCUCGGCAUUGCUUGGGGAUCUCUGGUCAACUACGCUUCCUUCAAUUCAGUGAAAAACAACUUUGUCACAGACGCCAUUGUGGUGACGAGCAUCAGCGCGCUGACGGCCUUCCUCGCUGGCCUCGGUGUCUUCGCUGUCAUCGGUCACAUGGCCGAGGUGUCGAGACAGCCCAUCGAGGAGGUGGCGCGCGUCGGAAGCGGAGUCGUCUUCGUAGCGUAUCCCUUCGCUCUGAGCACUUUGCCAGGCGCAGCGUUUUUUUCCGUCUGCUUCUUCGCGCUCUUCAUUUGUCUCGGCUUGAACAGCCAGUUCGCGAUGCUGGAGGUGAUUAUGACAGCUUGGAUCGAAGCGGCGCUUUUCCGCGCCUUGCCAAAGUCAGUCCUCGCACUGCUUCUUUCACUUCCUCUCUUUCUCCUCGGAAUCGUCUUCGUCUCCCCCGUAGGCAUUUACUGGGUGGAUCUCCUCGAUACUUUUGCCGGAACGGUGUCGCUCUCUCUCGUCGCUCUAUGCGAAGUCUUGGCAGUCGUUCUCCACUGCGACAUCCAGAAGCUCGAUCCUCAGCUUCAGGCGCUUGCGCCCUCUUCCACGCCCUCAUCUGCCGUGGUGUCGCUCCUGCCCUCGGCCCGUCCGGCGUUCUUGCCGGCUUCCCCAGAACGUCUCCCUCUCCCCCCGCUGCAGCUGCCCAACGCAGAACACAAAGACCGGAGACGGAGCGAAUCCCGAGCAGACGCUCGCGGUCCUCUCCUCGCGUCUUGCAACUCCCCGCAGAAGGCGAAAUCCUCUGCCUCGCUCCAAGCGUCUCUCCCCAGACCAGGGCGUCCUUCCUCAGCCGACAGUUCGCAGCCUCCUUCUUCGCCUUGCAUGCAGGAGUCGACCGAGGAGGAGACUCCCCCGAGACGGGAAGCAGAGCCGGACGUCUUCUCUCUCUUCCUUGUUGCCUCCCCCCAUCUGCGCCGGUACUUCACUGUUCUGCUCCCCGUCCUUCUUCUCCUUCUCACGCUGUGUGGUAUCGACUGGUUUGCCUCGCCUUCUUCUCCGCAGUCCGGUCUGGGUCAGCGCCAGAGACAUGACCGAGGCGUCGGGUGUCUAGGCACCCCCGUCGCAUGCAGUGGACAUGGCAAAUGCGUCCUGUGUGGCGAAGAGGUCGCCAGAUUCGCGCUCGCAGCCACAGAUGCAGAGACAGAAACAGGAGAGGAAGGAGCCAGUCGCGUGGAACUUCAGCCUUUGGAGACAAAGUCGAAGGAAACCGCGACUGGGGGAGAUGACCAAUUCGGCCUGCGUACCGCUACGGGGAACACCGGCAAAGCCUCAAACGCUGAGAAUUCUGAAGCUGAGGAAACGAAAUUUGAGGCUGGAAAGAUUUGCGUUUCUGGGAGCUGUGAAACAGAACGAGAGAAAUCUUCUCCCGAACCUUCUAAGAAUGCCGGGGCCUCCGCGGAGGUUGCCACAGCUUUGCCCGAGUCAACGUCUUUCUCUUCAGAGUCGUCUCCUCCUGCUUCUCCCUCUUCGCUUCCUCCUUCUUCGUCUCCUCCUCCCUCUUCGUCUUCUGCUUCUGGAGCUUCUUUGUCGAGUUCAGCUUCUCCGGAGGCUUCCUCGCCUGUUGCUUCAGACGAGGCCUCUAGUCGGGGUGGAGAAAUCACAUCGGCAGGAGAAGAUCCUCGCUCUACGGAACAAGAGGCGCGACGGCUGAGCAGCGAGACAGAAGGCAGUGAGGAAGGAGAAGAAGGAAAAGCGCAUCAGUCCUUGUCUCAAACAUCUUUGUCGCAUGUUGCAUCGCAGAUGAGGUCCGGGCCAUCACCGAGAAAUCUCAAUCGAGGAAGGCGCCUUGCUGCUUCUCACGAACUGCCUUUCUCCCCGGCAUCUGAGCAGACUCCAUCGUCAAUACCUCCGUCUUCCUUCCUGAAGCAGAUCCCUCCCUCACCGUUACGAGAUUUUUCCUCACCUACUCCUCCCUCGUCGGAUUCUAACUCAUCGGCUUCGUCUCCAUCGGCAUCUUCUCCCUUGCGAAAUUCUCCUGCAUCUUCUUCUGGCUCUUCUUCUCCUCCGUCUCCUUCUCCGACCUCGACUCUCCCUCCUUCAUCUCAGAUUGCUUCCCCUUCGUCUCCUCCUUCUCCUUCUCUUCGUUCUCCUCCUUCUCUUCCUUCUCCUCCUUCUCUUCCUUCUCCUCCAAUUUCUGCUUCUUCUUCUGUCUCUGAUUGGCCUGUUCUUCCUGCUCUGUCUUCUUCGCUUUCUGCACCGUCUUCUGCCAACUGCGUGGACUUCAGCCUGUGUUUCUGUCUCCCGGGAUGGGGUGGGUCGGACUGCAGCUCUCGCCUUCCGUCUGAGGAGCGGUGGUGCCCGGAGAACUGCAACGCCGACCGAGGCCACGGCGCAUGCAACACAAGGACAGGCCUCUGUGCAUGCGCCACUGAAUUUCGAGGACCGUCCUGUCGAGGCUGGCGGUACGCCGACGGCUGGCCGGACUGGAGUCUCCUCCUCGGAUGGCUGAUUGCCUUGGGGACUGUCUUCCCAGUUCCGCUAGUCAUGCUCGCGAAAACGCUGCGGAAACGCAUGGCGGAUCGCCUAGACCGCCCGCGCACCGAGCCAGAAGAUCCCUGCCCGGCAAGAGCUGCAGAGAGAACUGAAGUUGUCCUCUUGGGGACUCCUGUCGCGGCGAAUGCAGUUGGAGCAGGUCCGCGCGGCGGCAGACACACGCCGGCGCCGGCGCUACGCGGAGACGGCGGAGAAAGAGUCCGGAAAGGAGUUCCAGACAGCAUCUCAGCAACCAGCAAAGAGCGCCAGUCCGCUGCUGCCUGGCCUGGACGGUGCCUCAUCGGAAAACCAGUUCUCGAAGGGAACGACGCAGUCCUUCCAGACGUUAAAGGCGGGGACAAGUCUCCGACUCAACCGAGGCAGUGA
Toxoplasma gondii ME49 is the source of this 4734-nucleotide messenger RNA. RefSeq names its product Sodium:neurotransmitter symporter family protein. Gene Ontology annotation, cellular component: membrane. The transcript is spliced from 4 exons. The record is from RefSeq and is a predicted model, not a curated record. The coding region runs from base 1 to 4734 and encodes 1577 amino acids. Lineage: Eukaryota; Apicomplexa; Conoidasida; Eucoccidiorida; Sarcocystidae. Gene Ontology annotation, biological process: sodium ion transmembrane transport.